Messenger RNA from Diaporthe citri, 771 nucleotides. RefSeq lists its product as uncharacterized. The transcript is spliced from 2 exons. Bases 1 to 771 code for a protein of 256 amino acids. NCBI's taxonomy places the organism in Eukaryota, Fungi, Ascomycota, Sordariomycetes, Diaporthales, Diaporthaceae. The record is from RefSeq and is a predicted model, not a curated record.
AUGUUGCAACAACGGAAGAAAUUGCUCAGGGCAGCUAAGAUACUCAAGGCGGCUCUGUUGGCGUACAGGGAGGCCACAUAUGACGUCGACCUGACGGGUGUACACUACGAAAGCGGAGUUCUCUGGCUUCAUCAGAACCAAAGAUCGAUCAGUACCCGAUCGAAACGAGGACCUUUUCCGAAUCACCUCGUUGCCAAUGCUCAGCACAAAGAGGCAGUGCUGGCACAUAAUUCGUGCACGACUGCAAUGGCUCUGCUAGGCCGACUGACCCGGAAAUUGCUCCAACGAAUAGCCUCAAGUAUCGAGCUAGUGGACCUGCAGAUCGGGAGGCCGCUAUUUUCGACCCGACUUGUCCCGGGCCCAGAUUCGAGCAACUGCCCGCAUACAGUCCUGAAAGUACGGCGUCUUUCUGCUGAUGAGACUUGGAUUCUCGAUACUGCGGGGUCUCAGUACGGCUUUCAGGAUGUCCUCGUCCCAUAUGAGAAAUAUGUGGCCGACAAGGCAUGCCGCAUAAUCAAUGAUCCCACCACCUACGAUGCAACCGAGACAAAGGACCUGGAUUAUUUCUCGACUAUUCCAAUGUUGAACAUUUCUUCAGCACAGAAAAGGGACAGAGAAUCAGAACGAAAGGAGCGCCUCCAUUUUGCAACCUUCGUUGACACUCAGGUCAGUGAGAAGCUGCUUAGUGGAUCCAAUUCCAACUUCAAGGACGGUCUCGACAGCUUUGUGCAAAGGCUGGGCUUGCAUAUGUCCCCUUCUGGUCAUCAAUAA